Molecule: messenger RNA, 2975 nt
Organism: Microplitis demolitor
Lineage: Eukaryota; Metazoa; Arthropoda; Insecta; Hymenoptera; Braconidae
Product: lymphocyte-specific helicase
Exons: 3
Coding region: 139-2676 (845 amino acids)
Cellular component (GO): nucleus
Molecular function (GO): ATP-dependent chromatin remodeler activity; ATP binding; DNA binding
Source: RefSeq, a predicted model, not a curated record
CGCCUUUUAGACAUUCAUUGUGUUAACGAACUUUUUAACUGUUUGAAAUUUAUUAAUAAUUUUAUUCUUUUCAUGUAACUUCAUAUUAGUGUUCAUUUUUUAUAAAAAAAAAAAAAUUAGUUAUUAAUAAUUAGAGCAAUGGAUGCAACUGACACGAGCGUCCUUAAAAAUUUGACCACAAAUUCAAUUAUCCCGAAAGUUGAGGUUGGGACUGAUGAAGACUCGGGUUUUUCAAGCCUUCCAAGCUCUUCUAAAUCCAGUGAGGAUGUGAAUAACAACUUGAUUUGUCAAGAUGUCAAAUUCGUCAGCAUACAAAUUGACUCGGUAGAAAAAAAAACUCGACAUCAAUAUGAUGCAGAACAAAGAAGACUCGAAAACGAAGAGUAUCAACGACAGAGGCAGGAACAAGCUUACAACAGUUUGAAACAUUUGCUGAAGAAGAGCAAAUUUUACUCGACGUUCAUCAAAGCCAACAUCAACAACCCGGCUUCAAAGUCAUCAGCGAAACCCGGAGACAAACGACGUCAAGUUCCCAAAUUGCCGUCAAGUGAUGAAGAGAACGAAGAAAAUUCACCUCCUAAGAGACAAAGGUUGACUCGGAAGCGACACACGGAAGCGAAAAAAAAUUUGAUCAGCAGCGAUGAAGAUUCGGACUUUACUUCAGCUACAAGAUCAAAGCAGGCCAAAAAAGGCGGGAAAAACAAAAAAUCCUCAAAGAUAAAUCUUAGCGUAGAAGAUAUUGAGGAUGAGCUGAACUCGACGUCGGAUGAUGAGCCAGCAGAAAAAAAAUUCGUUUUACCCAAGUACUUCAAUGGGUCACUAUACCCCUAUCAAGAGAAAGGUUUUGAGUGGCUCCAGGCUUUAAAUAAGAACGGGUUGAAUGGAAUUCUUGCUGACGAAAUGGGUCUAGGAAAGACCAUUCAAGUUAUCGCUUUGUUGUGCUGGUUGAUGGAGACAAAAGUAGCAGGUCCUUAUUUAAUAAUCGCCCCGUUGUCAACGAUUCCCAACUGGACUGCAGAGUUUGCGCGCUUCGCUCCCACCUUACCCGUAUACGUUUUGCAUGGGACAUUAGAAGAACGCAAACGCGUCGCCAAGCAACUGAACACCAAGAAGUCAGUACACGGAUUCAAAACUUAUCCUAUUAUUAUAACGACAUACGAAGUAUCUGUCCGCGAUGCUUCCCUGCUGCGGGGUUUCAAUUGGCGUUACAUCGUCGUCGACGAAGGUCAGAGGAUCAAAAAUGCCAACUCCCAGUUGGCGCGCAUGUUAAGGACUUUUAAUUCAGUCCAUCGUUUGUUGCUGACUGGGACUCCCUUGCAGAAUGAUUUGAAUGAGCUCUGGGCUCUACUGAACUUCCUCCAGCCCGACAUCUUCAAUGAUCUUGAUGUCUUCCAGUCCUGGUUCAAUGUCAAAGAGAUGCAAGGCGAGGCUGGUGCUCAGAAAAUAAUAAAGCAGGAAAGUGAGAAAAAUGUCGUGAGUAUGUUGCGUGAAAUUCUUAAACCCUUUAUGCUGAGACGUAUUAAAGAAGAAAUUGCUUUAGAUUUACCUGGAAAAAAAGAACUUAUUGUCUACGCACCUAUUACUGAAUUACAACGUGAUCUUUACACGGCUGUUCUUAAUUACGAUUCAAAUGUUUUGUCUAUGAAAGUACCAGAGUCUGAGACUAUCUUUGUUCCGGAUGGUACUAGACCUAAACGCGCUUGUACUAUGAGAAAUAAGUUCAGCGAUAAUUAUUUUGAUCCAUUUGAAUUGAAGAAAAUGGAUGAUAAUGAUGAUAAAGCUGGUCCAAGUUAUCCUACUUCAAGUAAUUAUGAUUACAAAGUAAAAGAAGAACCAAGAGAUGAAAAAAAAUUAACUACUGGACAAGAAAAUUGUUUAAGUACAUGGAAAAAAUACGCAGAUGUUAAUGACAGAAACAGAGAUUAUUUUAUUCGUUCGAAUUUCGGUGGUAAUCGAUACCCACUGUACCGUAAAAUAGUUAACCACCCGUACUUGGUCCACUGGCCAAAAGCUCCCAAUGGUUACUUGGAAAUAAAUGAAGAUUUGUUGAAAACUUCUGGAAAACUGUUGGUAUUGGACGCGAUGCUUAAGAAACUGCAUGCGCAGGGACACAAAGUCCUGAUAUUUUCAACGCUGGUAAUGCUGUUGGAUCUGCUGGAAGAGUAUCUGACAUUGAGACCAUGGAAAUAUGUAGCUUUAUCCGGCAGAACAUCAAUUGAAGAACGGAAAGUUAACAUUGAAAGCUUCAAUAAUGAUCCGGAUGUUUUUAUAUUCUUGGUUUCCACGCGCGCUGGUGGCGUGGGACUCAAUUUGGCAGGCGCUGAUACUAUUAUUCUUUAUGACAGUGACUGGAACCCGCAGGUCGACAUCCAGGCAAUGGCGCGCUGUCAUCGUAUCGGACAGACACGGCCGGUGGUUGUUUACAAGCUCUGUACCAAAGGAACUAUUGAUGAAAUAAUCAUGACUCGUGCUCAUGCUAAGAGAAAUUUGGAAAAAAUGGUCAUCUCUAAGCAGCUGGAGUCAGCAAAUAUAAUGAGUGGUGAUUUUAUUAAGCAGAUGCAACAACUUUUGAAGACUACUGAUAGUAUAGUCGUGACUUCUGAAAAAGAUGUUUAUACUGAUGCUGAGUUGGAGGCGAUCUUAGAUCGCAGUGAUUUAUAUCAAGGAAAGGCAUAAUAGCAAUAAUAAUGAGCGACUGAUUGAACCAGUAUUAAUUUUAAAGUUAAAGAUUAUUUAUUGCUCGUUUAUUUAUUCUAUUAUCAUUAGCAUAAUUAUUUAUUUUAUUAUAAUUAUUUAUUUCUUAAAAGUUAACUACGAUCUCAUUCUUUAUGUUGUGUUCAAUGAUAGUAAAUAUCUAAUUUCCAUUUUGAUAAAAUUCAUAUUAUAUCAAUGUAUUUUCUAUAUACAUACAUAUCACUAUCUUGUCUUAAGUUACAACAAAGUCGGGUAAUAAAAUCCCUCAUUUUAUUUUUAAC